Messenger RNA from Talpa occidentalis (Iberian mole), 1913 nucleotides. It is a transcript of the gene DMAC2, whose product is annotated as distal membrane arm assembly component 2. Bases 192 to 965 code for a protein of 257 amino acids. The record is from RefSeq and is a predicted model, not a curated record. The transcript has 6 exons. NCBI's taxonomy places the organism in Eukaryota, Metazoa, Chordata, Mammalia, Eulipotyphla, Talpidae.
GGCGAGGGUCCCACCAAAAAAAAAAAAGGAAUGGGCGCUAAGAGCAGCGCCCAAACACGAAAGGCAUAAAAAUUGCGCGCGCCUUUGGAAAACUGGAGAAACGCGUAGUUAAGGAAGGAGGCCGAGAGGAAUACCUUGUGGGUGGGGCCUCUUUACAGGCCGGCCCUUUCCGGGUACGUAAUCCUAGCAAGAUGGCGGCGCCCAGGGCGUCCCUGCACCUGGUGGCCCCAGUCUGGAAUCAGGGUACCAAGGGCAUUCGUGGCCUGAGCAGCACAGUGACCCCGGAGGGCAGUCGGAAGAAGGGGAGAAUGCUGCUCCAGUUCCUGACAGACCGCUUCUAUGACGUGAAGGCUCUGAGGGAGUACCUGCUCCAAAUGCGGUUGUCAAAUGUGCACCAGAAAAAUCGAGCCUUCACCCACAUAAAGGAGCGCUAUGGCCCAGACAUCGCGGGUGCCUAUUUCAUCCUGAAGCAGGGAGGCGCAGUCAAGUUUCAGGGCAAGGAGUGGAUGGGGCCCCAUGGGCAGCGUCGCUUCUCUCUUGACUUCUUCAAGUUCCAGGAGGUGCCAGUAGAGGCUAUCGAUGCCAGCGGCUGUACCAUCAACUAUGAAGGCCUGGACAACCUCUUGGCCCUGAAGGAGCUCCAGUCCCUGUCACUGCAGCGCUGCCCCCAUGUGGACGAUUGGUGUCUCAGCCGCCUCUACCCGCUGGCAGAGUCCUUGCAGGAGCUUUCCUUGGCCGGUUGCCCCCAAAUCUCAGAGCGGGGCCUGGCCUGCCUCCAUCACCUCCAGAACCUCCGCAGGCUGGACAUCUCAGACCUCCCAGCCGUGUCCAACCCGGGCCUAACGCAGAUCUUGGUGGAGGAAAUGCUGCCCAACUGUGUGGUUCUGGGGGCUGACUGGGCCCAGGGCCUGAAGUUGGGGCCUGAGGAGCAGUCUCAGGACACAGCCAGGCCCCUCCCAGCCUAGCCUCAGCCGCCUCCAGCUGGAGCUCUGGGGGCCGAGUUGAGUGACAGUUCUCCAUGCUUCUGGCUCCCCAUGGGGCUGGGCUGGUGAGGGAGUGGCACUAGCAGCUCAGAGGGAAAGAGAGCACAAGGUCAGGUGCUUCCUCCCCACUUCAGGGCGGCCCUGGCCAGCUGCAUCCUGGGCCCAAAGUCAUCCUGUCAGGCAGCCCCCUCUACGCACUUCUCUCCUUCCCAGUUUCAGUCACCUCCUCUUCAGGCUGGGGGUGGUGAGUAGCCCCUCACAGCUGCCCUCUCCCUUGUGGUUUCCCCACCUCGCCCACUUUUAUGUCACGAAACUCUUUAAGAAGCAAAAGUCAAAAAAAUCUUCACAAGUCAUCCUCACUGUGUGAGCUCCCAUUUCCUGCCAGGACCCUGGCCCACACAGUGGGUGCUGCUGGCAUUCUGCAGGGGAGGCUCCUCCCUGUGUGCGUCUGCUCAGCAACCUGCAGGGACAGCAACUCUGGCCCGCGCUCACCCAAGCAGGGUGCCUGCUUAUCAGCUACUGACUCUCAGCUCCGAACUCAGCUUCUUUGUCUGCUCGGUGAGAACUGAUCUGGGCCUUGGAAGCAUUUGAAGUAUCAGUAUUUUCUUUGCCAACUGGCAUGAUGUGCUUUGUCAGUAGAGGGCGCUCAAGAGACAUGACAGAGGAGAGGCUUUGACUUCCAGGCUUGCUACCAAUGGGGCUCCCCCAGCCUGGGGUCCUGAGGUAUCUGGCAUACUGGUCAGCAGCUUCCUCUGGCACACCGUCAGGCAGUUUCACAGAGCAGUGCCCCCCAAGGCACCUCCCUGUGAAGGACUCCCCACCAUACCCCAGAAGGUAGAAUUCUGUAAGUUCUGAGGCCCCUUAUCAAUGAAUCCCUUACUUUGACUUGCUGUUAAAGUCAGUAAUUCCUUAUAAACUUUUCCUGUUCAA